UGGGAUUCUGCACUCACUGCAACAAAGCGAACAACAAUGGCGUCCAAUUCGAAAUCGGAGAGUUUUCUGCAGCGAUACGGUUACGAUUUUCUGCUGGGAUCAAUCGCUGCUUUCUACGUUCUCACUGUGCCUUACACUAAGGUCGAAGAGAGUUUCAACGUUCAGGCAACGCACGAUAUUCUCUAUCACCGGCUGAACUUAGACAAUUAUGAUCAUCUGGAAUUCCCUGGGGUGGUUCCUCGCACCUUCAUUGGUGCUUUGCUUGUGUCAAUCCUUGCGGCUCCAUUUGUGUUAAUUGCAAGUUUGCUGCAAUUGCCUAAGUUUUAUGCUCUUCUCGCAGUUCGAAUGGCCCUAGGGUGCAUCAUAUUAUAUACGCUAAGAUUCUUUCGACGUCAGAUAAGGAAUACAUUUGGGCAUCAAGUAGAAGCCUUCUUUGUGAUAUUAACUGCCAUUCAGUUUCAUUUUCUGUUCUAUUGUACCCGUCCACUUCCUAACAUUCUUGCUCUGGGUCUAGUGAAUUUGGCAUAUGGAUACUGGUUCAAGGGGCGUUUUUAUGCAUCUCUAAACUCUCUGAUUUUUGCUACAACUGUAUUCAGAUGUGACAUGCUGUUACUUCUUUGUCCCAUUGGGCUGCAACUUCUUUUGACAAAAAAAAUUUCAGUAUUGGGUGCUCUAAAACACUGCACUUGGAUGGCCCUCUUUUGCAUAGGUCUAACCAUAUUGGUUGAUUCAAUUAUGUGGAAAAGAUUAUUGUGGCCUGAAUUUGAAGUCUUUUGGUUUAACUCUGUGCUAAACAAGAGCUCUGAAUGGGGAACACAUGCUUUCCAUUGGUACUUCACCUCAGCACUUCCUCGUUCACUACUUGCUGCAUAUCCACUUUCACUGUUUGGCCUUUUUGUAGACAGAAGGGCACGAUCUUUCACUUUUCCAGUUCUUGCCUUCAUUUUGCUUUAUUCUAAGUUGCCCCACAAGGAGCUCCGUUUUAUCAUAAGUUCAGUUCCAAUAUUUAACUUGUCUGCUUCAAUUGCUUCUAACAGAAUUUACAACAACAAGAAAAAGAUGAUUUGGAACUUGCUUUUCCUCAUUUUGUUGGGAUUACUUCUAGUGAGUGUUGGAGGCUCCAUCACAACUUUCAUGGCAUCAUAUUGGAACUAUCCCAGUGGGCAUGCCUUAAAAGAAUUGCAUGGACAUGGAUUUGGUUUUCAUAAUGAUACAGAUGAACGAAGGGUGCACAUUGAUACAUUUUCAGCCAUGAAUGGGAUAUCUCGCUUUUGUGAAAGUGAUUUCCCAUGGAGGUAUUCCAAAGAAGAACAAAUUAAGUUGCAAGAAUUUCAGCAGAGGAAUUUUACUUUUCUUAUAAAUGAACAUCCCAUGAUCAAUGGAUUCAAGUGCCUUUUUACUGAAGAUGGGUUCUCAAGAGUGCGCUUGAAAUUUGGCUUUCCACCAAUUUUAAUGGUUAAAGAGCCCAAAGUGUAUGUCCAUGGAAAUUUAGAAUACCAGGAUAUUGUCAACAAAAAUUGGCCUGGCUGCCCAUAAUCAUAUGCCUGGUAUGAUAAUCUCUUUGAAAUCAUAGGGUUUGAAGAGUGUUGGUAUAAGAUUCAUACUGGUUCAACAAUCUGAUUUGGGAUAACUUUAUUUUUGCUAGAAAAAUUUUGGUUCAAAUUAAUGCCGAUAAAUACUAUUUGAGGGGUAAUUACUUAAAAUUUUGCGCUAGUGCUGCUGGAAGGUUAAUGAGCAAUCCUGGUAAUUGGUGUACACUAUUGCUAGAGCAGAAUUUUCAACAUUAAUAUAUUGCUUAACUGCAUGAGGAUGGCUUGUUUACUUUGGUUAUUUGAAGGAAAUGAUUGUAGUGGAGGCUUGGAGCUACUUUACCAAUUAUAAAGCAUGAUGCAUUUUUGGUACUGCUAUAGCAAAUAGGAAGGCUUUACUUUGCAUGUGUAUUCUACGGGCAUCCAAGUCCUUGCUUUUCUUCAAGGAGAAAAGUCUUAGAACACUAAUGAUUCAUGUAACAUAUAUCAACAAUUACUAUAAUUGACCAGGUAAGAAGAACAAAAAAUGCUAAGGAUAUGCAGGAUUUUUUUAUUUUUUUUUUGCAUGUAAUUCUGUACAGAAUUAUGGUUUUCUGUUUACAACGAAUGAGGUAGGCUUAAAAUUUGUUUUACAUUUGGCCUCAGAAAA
Messenger RNA from Cajanus cajan (pigeon pea), 2178 nucleotides. It is a transcript of the gene ALG12, whose product is annotated as homolog of asparagine-linked glycosylation 12. The record is from RefSeq and is a predicted model, not a curated record. Gene Ontology annotation, cellular component: endoplasmic reticulum membrane. NCBI's taxonomy places the organism in Eukaryota, Viridiplantae, Streptophyta, Magnoliopsida, Fabales, Fabaceae. Gene Ontology annotation, molecular function: alpha-1,6-mannosyltransferase activity. Gene Ontology annotation, biological process: protein N-linked glycosylation.